AUGACGACCGAUGAAACGACACCCCUCCUUCCCAAAAAUGAACCCGCCAAGAAGAACCGCGUAGGGUCUUGGCUGAAGCGGGCCUUCAAGGUCGAGAAUCGGAUCCUUCUUGCGGGGUUUCUGAUCACGUUGAGCUUUAGUUUCACGCAGGUCCCGUUGUUUUAUGUCUUUCACCUAAUGACAUGUGACACGUUUUAUGAUUCUCAUCCGCCGUAUGAAGGACCCGGGGAUAGAUGCAGUCGAGAUGAGAUUGCGGCGGGAACGGCUACCCAGUUCAGUAUCCUGGGUAUGAGCACGACUUUCUGCGGAACUUUGAACCUCUUUGUGGCGGGAUGGACCGUCAAGAAGUUUGGCCCGAAGGCAGCUCUGCUCGCUCAAAUAUUUAUCCCGGCCAUCCGAGUCGUGACACAAAUCAUUGGUGUCGUCGCUGGUAAGAGUGAAGGCAUGAUGAUUAUCCAGGCGACUCAGCUCAUCACGAUUCUUGGCGGACCUGCGGGUUACAUUUUGGUGGUUAAUAUCAUUGCUGGAGAAGUUGUUGAACCCCUUAGACGCACUGCGGUGUUUGGUCAGCUUCAGGGAGCUAUUAUGCUGGGCCAGGGUCUGGGAUAUCUCACCGGCGGUAUGAUUGGAGAUGCGAUUGACAUCAGAGCUCCUUUCGACGUGGCCUUCGUCUCAUUCAUCCUCGCGGGUAUCUACGUCUUCUUCUCUCUGCCUUACAUCUCCCCAGAGCCCAUGUCCAACGGUCAGAAGCCAGGCCAGCGAGGCGUUUCCGGCUUCCUCGCUCCUCUCAGAGUCCUCACACCUCAAACACUGCGCCUCAAGGAUGGAAAGUACAGGAAGCAUUACGGUAUCAUCUUUCUCUGCAGCGGCAUUUUUCUCGGCGUGCUCGCCACAGGCUAUGCCCCUCUUUUGAUCCAGAUGUACGCCACGGCAGCCUUUGACUUUGAUCAAGGCAACAAUGGCUGGCUCAUGUCCGAGUUUGCUUUCAUGAGGAGUUUCUUCCUCAUCUUCAUGUUUCCUCCCAUCAUCGCAUGGGGACGUCGCCGAUUUUCAUCCAAGCCCUUGUCAGAGGUACCGGAGGAAGUUGUUGACGAUGCUACGUCACAGCAUUUGCCAACCUCUGCUGGCGAAUUUGAUGCUACGCUUGGUGAGCAGGCGGACCAUGAGCCGUAUGAGGCUCCGCCUUCUAAGAAGGAGGAUGAUGGCUGUCUCUUUGACCUGGUUUUCUUGCGGUGGAGUCUUGUUGUCGAUGGAGCUCUCACAACCGUAGCAGCCUUUGCGACGCGUCCAUGGCACAUUUAUCUCUCCGCAUUUCUGCUUCCAUUCGGCUCGGGGUCUGCACCCGCUGCCAAGGGUGUGAUUACCCAAAUGUGCCCCGAUUCUCAACGUGCAGAUGCCCUCAAUGCUGUCACCCUUGUCGAGAAUGUGGCACGGCUCGCAACCCAGGGUCUCUUUGGAUUCAUCUUUGCCAGUCUUGCUGAAGCUGGCAAGGCGUACGCAACAUUUUUCUGCAAUGCGGCUAUCGCUUUGCUUGCCAUGGGAGUACUGCUAUUCUCCAACUUCCCUCCCGCUGGAAGCACUCUCGUGGAGAAGUAUGUGGAAGAGGCAGAAGGCGCCGAAGAGCGUGAGCCUUUAGUGGGUUAA
Molecule: messenger RNA, 1644 nt
Organism: Fusarium keratoplasticum
Lineage: Eukaryota; Fungi; Ascomycota; Sordariomycetes; Hypocreales; Nectriaceae
Exons: 8
Coding region: 1-1644 (547 amino acids)
Biological process (GO): transmembrane transport
Cellular component (GO): membrane
Molecular function (GO): transmembrane transporter activity
Source: RefSeq, a predicted model, not a curated record